Messenger RNA from Oryza sativa Japonica Group (Japanese rice), 2260 nucleotides. Its product is annotated as putative pentatricopeptide repeat-containing protein At1g17630. NCBI's taxonomy places the organism in Eukaryota, Viridiplantae, Streptophyta, Magnoliopsida, Poales, Poaceae. Gene Ontology annotation, biological process: RNA modification. Gene Ontology annotation, molecular function: RNA binding; protein binding. The record is from RefSeq and is a predicted model, not a curated record. Gene Ontology annotation, cellular component: intracellular membrane-bounded organelle.
AAUUAAAUUAGUUUCAUUAAAUUUAAUAUUAAAUAUAUUUUGAUAUAUUUGUAUUGAUUAAUAUAUUUUUUUUACAAAUUUGAUUAAACUUAAAAAAAAGUUUGAUAAAUAAAAAAGUCAAUCGAUUUAUAAUAUAAUCCGGAGUUCAUAACUUUUGCUUUUACUGGCAAGUGGGACCCACUCCCAGAUGCGCUGUCUCCUUCGCGCUCGCGGCUCUACCUCUCGUCCCAGCCAUCGGCCUCGCGGCGCGCGCCAUCUCUCCACCGCCGCCGGCGACCAACCGAUCCACCAUCACCACCCUCCGACCACCAGCGCCGUCCCAUGGAAUCGCCUCCUCCGCGCCCACCUCGGCCGUUCCCGCGGGGACCUCGCCCUCGCGCUCUACCGCCGCAUGCGCGCGCUCUCCCCGGCGCUGCCGAACUCCUACACGCUCCCCCUCGCCCUCCGCGCCGCCGCCUCCCCGCGCGUCGCCUCCGCCGUCCACGCCCACGCCCUUCACCUCGGCCUCCACGCGCAGCACGACGUCGCCGGCCAGAUCCUCGCCGCCUACUCCAGGCUCGGCCGCGCCGCCGACGCACGCCGCGUGUUCGACGCAAUGCCGCCGGGGAGGACGACCUUCCACUGGAACGCGCUCAUCUCCGCCUACUCCAGCGGCUGCGACCCCGACGCGGCGAGGGACGCGUUCGCGCGCAUGGCCGCCGCAGGGGCGCGUCCCGACGCCGUGACGUGGACGGCGCUGCUCUCGGCGCACGCGCGGAGCGGGAAGCACGCGGAUGUCCUUCAGCUGUUCGGUGAAAUGCAAAGGAGCGGCUGCGAGGGGAACGCCGAGUCCAUGGCCGUGGCGCUCUCGGCGUGCCCUUACGCCGGCGACCUUGCAUUGGCCAAAGGGAAGGCGAUACACGGCUGCGGCGUCGUGAAGGGCCUCAUGCAUGGCUACCUGUUCGUCACCAACUCGUUGAUCUGCAUGUACGGCAAGCUCGGAGAGAUGGACGACGCCAAGAAAGCUUUCAGGGACGCGACGGCGAAGAACACCGUGACAUGGAACACCCUGAUCACCAGCUACGCCGCGGCUCGGCUGUGCGACAAGGCGUUGGACGUGCUCGCCCAGAUGGAGCAGAUCGGCGGCACGGUCGCGCCCAAUGUGGUCAGCUGGAGCGCGGUCAUCGGCGGGUUCGCGUCGUCCGGCGACACUGACCGCGCACUGGAGCUGUUCCGGCGAAUGCAGCAGCAAUGGCUCUCGCCGAACGUGGUGACCAUGGCGACCGUCCUCUCCGCUUGCGUCGACCUACUGGCGUUACGGCUGGGUCGAGAGCUCCAUGGCCACGCCAUGAAAGCCGAGCUAGAUAGGCACUCGCUGGUCGAGAAUGGGCUCAUCAACAUGUACGCGAAGUGCGGGAAGGUCUCCGGCGCACGGAAGGUGUUCGAUGGAAUGAAGACGAGGGACCUGAUCUCAUGGAACUCGAUGCUGGCCGGCUACGGCAUGCACGGCCUGUGCGACGAAGCCCUCGCUCUGUUCACCGACAUGGCCGGAGCUACGGUUGAGCCCGACGGCGUCACCUUCGUCGCCGUCCUGUCGGCGUGCGGCCACGCCGGGCGUGUCACGGAGGGCCGCCGCCUGUUCGAUCGCAUGGUGAGAGCGCACAAGAUCUCCCCAUCCAUGGAGCACUACACAUGCAUGGUCUACCUCCUCGGCCGCGCCGGCUUGCUCCGGGACGCGUCGGAGCUCGUCGAGACGAUGCCGGUGAGACCUGACCUGUGCGUGUGGGGAGCAUUGCUGAAUUCCUGCAGGAUUCAUGGUGAUGCAGCCAUGGCCGAGGCCACCAUUGCCAAUGUCCUGCAAUCCGAGGACCAGAGCACCGGCAACCACAUGCUGAUCACCAACCUGUACGCCAUGUGUGGCAUGUGGGACGAGUCCAAGAAGGUGAGGGUGAUGACGAAGGAGGCCGGAUUGAGGAAGAAUCCGGGGCAGAGCUGGAUUGAAGUGGACAACAAGGUGGUCGCCUUCGCCGCCGGGAGCGCGCCGCCGAAUCUCACCGGAGCUGAGGAUGUCUUCGGAAUGCUCGAUGAUCUAUAUGCAGAGAUGGAAGAUGAACAAAGAUGAACAGCAAUGCACCAUGGAUGAUACUGCUAGCCUAGUAGCCUUCUACUGCCUCUGAAUUUCUCAAGCCAUUCCUCAAAAGAGAAACAAGAAAUCCGAAGCAAGCAGCAAGCCAUCACCAAUUCACCCAUCAGUGCAGGCUGUGGCAUAAAUGGCUCGGUC